AUGGAGUCUGUUGCCUCUACUUCAUCCCCUCAUUCCGUUCCUCGGUUCAAGCCCUCCCAACCUGUGGCCGAUAGGAUCGUUAGAGCCCUCCACCAUCAUCUCCGUCUCCUUCACCGCUCCGGUUCUAAUUUCUUCGUGUUGGGAGCCACAGGCAAUGUUUACAUUGUGUCUCUAUCCUCCACCCCCUCCUGCACUUGCCCCGACCGUAUUACCCCAUGCAAACACAUAUUGUUUAUCUAUCUUCAGGCCCUGGGUUUGUCGCUUGAUGACGUAUGUCUUCGGCGAAGAACGCUGCGUCCUUGCCAAUUGAAUCGUUUGCUGGCUGCACCCAUUAUGUUAAAAUCCCUUGCUGAAAUUGGGUUACGUAAAGUAUUUCAUCAACAAUUCUUUCAGGUAAAUGAUAGAGCAGCAUCUUCUUCUUCUUCUUCUUCUGUAACCGUUGAAGAUAUGGAAGAUGGGAGUGCUUGUCCAGUUUGUUUGGAUGAUAUGAAGAAGAAGGAUCGGGUUGUGGCUUGUUCGACGUGUCGGAAUCUUGUUCAUGAAGAUUGCUUCACGAGGUGGAAACGGAGCAAGGGAAGGAGAAAUGUUAGUUGCGUAGUUUGUAGGGCACGGUGGAAAGAUACGAAAGAUGAACAACAAAAGUAUUUGAAUUUGUCUGCUUAUAUCAUCAACGAACACGACACAAUCGAUGCCACUUUAUAUAAUAGCAACAACAACAAUAAUAAUAAUACUUGA
This is a messenger RNA of Cucumis sativus (cucumber), 735 nucleotides long. Its product is annotated as mitogen-activated protein kinase kinase kinase 1. Bases 1 to 735 code for a protein of 244 amino acids. NCBI's taxonomy places the organism in Eukaryota, Viridiplantae, Streptophyta, Magnoliopsida, Cucurbitales, Cucurbitaceae. The record is from RefSeq and is a predicted model, not a curated record. The transcript has a single exon. Gene Ontology annotation, molecular function: zinc ion binding; ubiquitin protein ligase activity.